AUGUCAAGCAAGACAUGGUCAGAUUCACGACGACCAUUGGCAUCCCAUUCAACGCCAACACACAUUGCGGAGCAUAAUCAACAGCAAUUCAUACAAGAUCAACUUCAUAUUGGUGAUAGAGUUCAGGUCAACUCGCAUCAUGGCAUAGUACGAUUUAUUGGCGCUACAAAGUUCAAGGCAGGUACUUGGGCUGGUAUUGAAUUAGACACUGUUGGUUUAGGCAAAAAUGAUGGGUCUGUUGAUGGUAAACGCUACUUUGUUUGUCCUCCCAAGACAGGAUUAUUCAUAUUAGCUAUCAAAGUCAUCAAGCAACAACAGCAUUUGCAUCUGAUCAAUAGACCGUCUACACCACAUCAUCAACUCAAAUCAAAAAAGCCUCCUUCUUUCACAAUCGAUGCACCUCCUCCUUUACCAACUAAAGUCAAUCACAAUAUUGAUCUAAUAUCCAGAAUCAAAGCACUGGAGCAAGAGAACAGCGAAUUGAAACAAGCCGCCUCCUUGAUGGAAAAGAAGAAGAAUGAGCAUAUCGAGCAGUUGGAAGACACCAUUGUGCAGAUCAAAAAGGCUAGCAUGGAUAGCAUAGAGAUAUUAGAAGAUAUUCAUAGCCAGAAAAUACAGCAAAUGACAGCAACAUUAGACGACGAAAAAAGAAAAGUGCAGGAUCUGCUGCUAGAGCAAAAUGAUCUACGAAAAGCCGGUUUAGAAGCCAUUGAAUCGUACGAAGCAACACUGUCAGGAUUGGAAAAGAGCACAUCCAAGUCCAGGCAACUCUGGGAUUUGGAGCGCAAAAAGAUGCAAGAGGAGCAAAACGCCAUGAUGAAAUCACAUCACGAUCAGGUCAAAUUGCUAUUACACGACAUAGACACUUUAGAGAUGGUGCUACAAGAUAAAAUGUCCAAAGAGAUCGAUCUUGUGGAAUCGCUCAGAAAAGAACGGCAAAACAACAGCUUACUGGCCACUGAACUCAAAGGCAUCAAGUUCCAAAUGAAGAGCAACAACAAUGCGACACACAUCAUCACUGAUAUCAGUCAUCGAUGGUCCUUUAGAGACAAAUUAGACACGCCUAUACCCGAAGAAGAUGAGGAGGAGGAACAGGAAGAAGACUUGUUUGAUGACAACAUCAUGUCCAUUUGCGCUCUCUGCGAACAGAAAGGACACCAUCUCAUCCAUUGCCAUAUCUUAUCCAACCAGCAGCAACGACAGCAUCUUAUUUAA
Molecule: messenger RNA, 1215 nt
Organism: Mucor velutinosus
Lineage: Eukaryota; Fungi; Mucoromycota; Mucoromycetes; Mucorales; Mucoraceae
Exons: 2
Coding region: 1-1215 (404 amino acids)
Biological process (GO): cytoplasmic microtubule organization
Cellular component (GO): cell cortex; nucleus; microtubule plus-end
Molecular function (GO): microtubule plus-end binding
Source: RefSeq, a predicted model, not a curated record